ACGAGAGAAGAAAAGCGGAGAGGAGAGGAGAUGCCUGUGCAAUUCGAAUUUGAGUUGGCAUUUGCAUUUGCUGCUGAGUGUCUGCAGGGACGAAUCAGAGCAGCAUCGACAGCGAUAUCACGGCGGGCGAGCGAGCGAGCAUCCAGGGCAGGAGAAUGGCGACGGUGCCGUCCCUGUACAGGCGGGUCCUCCCGUCGCCGCCGGCGGUGGACUUCACCUCGCCGGACGGCAAGCGCCUCUUCGCGGAGGCCCUCGAGGGCGGCACCAUGGAGGGCUUCUUCAGCCUCGCCUCCUGCUUCCAGACGCAGUCCGAGCCGGCCUUCUGCGGCCUCGCCUCCCUCGUCGUCGUCCUCAACGCGCUCGCCAUCGACCCCGGCCGCCGCUGGAAGGGCCCCUGGCGGUGGUUCGACGAGUCCAUGCUCGACUGCUGCGAACCCCUCGACAAGGUCAAGGCCCAAGGCAUCACCUUCGGCAAGGUCGCCUGCCUCGCGCACUGCUCCGGCGCCGACGUUCAACCCUUCCGCGCCAACCAGAUCACCGUCGAUGACCUCCGCCGCCACCUCAUCCGCUGCACCUCCUCUCGGGACUGUCAUCUCAUCGCUUCCUAUCACAGGAAGCUUUUAAAACAGACCGGGGCCGGGCAUUUCUCCCCAAUCGGUGGCUACCACGCCGGACAGGAUAUGGCGCUCAUCUUGGAUGUCGCCUGCUUCAAAUACCCUCCUCAUUGGGUUCCACUGCCACUUCUUUGGGAAGCCAUGAAUACGAUUGAUGAAUCAACCGGACUUCUCAGGGGGUUCAUGCUUAUAUCAAGGCACAAUGCAGCUCCCUCGGCACUUUACACAGUGUGUUGCAGAGAUGAAAGCUGGAAAAGCAUGGCAAAAUAUUGCGUCGAAGAUUUACCAGUUCUUUUAAAGGCUGAGGGUCUUGACAAUGUUCAAACAAUUUUGUCCCGUUUUAUUGAUUCUCUUCCAGCUAAUGCUGGAUCUUUGAUCAAAUGGGUUGCUGAAGUUAGGAGAAAAGAGGAAGAAGGAUCAUGCUUAAGCAAAGAGGAGAAGGAAAGGCUUUUUGUGAAGGAAAAUGUAUUACAGCAAGUUCGUGAUACCAAGCUAUUUAUGAUAGUCCAUGACCUGCAAUGUGCUCGCAUCCAAUGUUGUACUGGUUCGUCAUCAAGUGAAGAUUCCAUUACUAGGAUUGCAGCCUCUGUGUGUAGUCAAGGAGCUGCAAUGUUAUCAGGAAACCUUGCAUCAAGUAAUGGUUUCUGCUGCUGGGAAACACAUUUCAAAUGUGUUCAAGCAAAUGGUGGUGGAACUAAUACUGUUAUCUCAGGCUCUGUGGUAUCUGAAGGCAAUGAACAGGGUGUUGAUAUGCUUUUACCAAUACCCCCUCUCAGCAUGAGUCCGUGCAAUUCAAACAUGGUCAAUGAAAUCAUCAAAUAUCCAUCAAGCACAGAUGUUCUAACCGUUCUACUGCUGGCUUUGCAUCCCAGCACAUGGUUCAGCAUCAUGGAUGAGAAGCUGAAAGACGAAUUUCAGACUCUUGUUUCAACAGACAAUCUACCAGAUAUUCUUAAACAGGAAGUGUGUUGUCACAAUCCAAGCAUGCCUAUUUGUCUACUUUUGUUCCCUAUAAAAUUUUUUCCUGAAAAAAUAAGAUGCACAAAACAUUUUCUCUUGUGGAAAUUAUGUGAAAUUUUAGAGGUCUUAGAUGGUGCAGUUCUAGAUGGUUUGGGGCUGUUUUUGCUUCAUCUAUUUCCACUCUAGCCCUGGUUGGAAUGGCACGGGGAACUUUGUGGUUAAUUAGUCAACUGUCCCCUAUGAAUCUGGAUUUUUGAGUUCAAUGUUUCUUUCAUGACUAAAAGUAGUUUUAUUAACUUUGAUAGAAUUAUUGUCACCGACUGUAAUAUAUGUGUUUACAUGUCGUAACUGUUUUUAAUAGUUUCCCAAUAUAUUUGAUACCGCAAUAUUAUAUGCUCAAGCUGGCCUUCAGCCGCAACCUAAAUCCACCACUUUGUAGUGACACAAGGAGCGCAUGGCUGGAUAGGGUGGGGCACAGAUCGAGAUCUCUAUAUCAAGCUUUGUGCUAAUUGGAUCAUAGCAUAUAGCCUUCUUAAGUGAACUUUGAAACUACUAUCCCAAAUCCAUCAUUGCCAUCACAAACUAAAAGAUAGACAUAAAAGUAGUUUUUUUUCAAAAGUGGGUUAUAGUGGCGCCAUAAUGGUUCAAGUGAACUGCCGCAGUGACCGCUGCAGCAGAAAUAGUAGGCUAUAGUGGCGCUAUUAGUGGUUCAAGCAUGUUGGCAUUCAUAAACUCAUUUUUAGGUAUUCAUUGCAUAGUGUGAGAGAGACUAAGAUUUUGAUUUUUUUUUUACUUGUUCAAAUUGUGGAUGCCAGAUUUUUUUAGAAAACCAAAAUGUUAUUUUUUUAAAAAAAAUCCAAUUCUACACCUAAACCUAAUAUCUUUCUUCUAAGGUUUCAGUGCUAAGCAUUCGCGCACACUAUAUUUGGGGUACUAGUUUUUCUAUUUGUUACACCUUGAAGUUUUUCUAUUUGUUACACCUUGACAUAGAAAACUUGAAGAAAAAUAUUUAUUUUUCAGAUAUGUAAAGGCAUCUCUCCACAAUGAGAAUGUUAUCGGGAUAAUCUUUCACAUGUCUUCUAUUCAUUCCAUGACUUAUUCAUACCUCAUUGGAAAACAAGUUUAUUAUGAGUUAUUUAUUCCAUGUCAAUAUGAAUGCUUCCUUAUACUAGCAGAUUGGCAGGGGAAGUAUCCAGUGUACCUCUUUUAUCUGCUGGCAGAUACCGCAGCUAAGUAUAACUUUUUUAUGUGCUGACAGAUAAUUCAUCUAAGGCGGCAACUCUAUUAUCUGAAGGCUUGUAAGGACGAGGAAAUAUGAGGACCUUGUGCCACCGUCCCCUCAGCAGUGAUGCAAGUGCAGCAACCCUAUCACUUGAUGAGUUUAUUUGCUGGAACUUGAGGUCAAGAGAAAAGUUACAAGAGUGGUACUGGGCGAGCAAUUACAUGAGGAUAAUUCUUAUAGUAGUGAUGGCAUAAUGUUGUUAGGAAAAUUGCCUAUGUACCACACAUCCUGAAUGGUGUUGAAAACAUAUAUCAUUAUUGAUAAGUUUUGGCAUCAUUUUAAGAAGGAUUAUUAUUCCUUUCUUAAAUAAUGAUGUAACUUAGUCUUGUUAAUUGAUAGACCCUUUCUCUUAUA
This is a messenger RNA of Panicum virgatum (switchgrass), 3210 nucleotides long. Its product is annotated as glutathione gamma-glutamylcysteinyltransferase 1-like. Gene Ontology annotation, molecular function: metal ion binding; glutathione gamma-glutamylcysteinyltransferase activity. The transcript is spliced from 5 exons. Gene Ontology annotation, biological process: response to metal ion; detoxification of copper ion; cellular detoxification of cadmium ion. Bases 156 to 1760 code for a protein of 534 amino acids. NCBI's taxonomy places the organism in Eukaryota, Viridiplantae, Streptophyta, Magnoliopsida, Poales, Poaceae. The record is from RefSeq and is a predicted model, not a curated record.